This is a messenger RNA of Dromaius novaehollandiae (emu), 3515 nucleotides long. It is a transcript of the gene MCAM, whose product is annotated as melanoma cell adhesion molecule. Gene Ontology annotation, cellular component: plasma membrane. The transcript has 15 exons. The record is from RefSeq and is a predicted model, not a curated record. Bases 191 to 2038 code for a protein of 615 amino acids. NCBI's taxonomy places the organism in Eukaryota, Metazoa, Chordata, Aves, Casuariiformes, Dromaiidae. Gene Ontology annotation, molecular function: laminin receptor activity.
GGCCGGGCCGUGCUCGGCGCUGCAGGCGCGGCCGGGCGGCGCCGGGGCGGCUGCUGUGCCGGGGGGUGAUAAGCGGCCGCGGGCGGUGGGCAGGCUCGGAGCGGCUCCGGCGCCUUCCUCCUCCUCCUCCUCCUCCUCCUCCGCCGCCUGACGUCAGCCCGCGGGUCCCGCUCAGUCGCGGGCGGCGAGCAUGGCUGGGGGGCGGCGGGCGGCGGCGCUCGCCCUGCGCUGGGGCUGCUGCUGCCUCCUGCUCUGCUGCGCUGCCGCCAGCAAGGUGGAGGUCUCCAUGCCGCCGGUGGUGGAAGUGGCAUUUGGGGACACAGCCAGGAUUGAGUGCAACUUCUCCAUCCCCGGGAAUGGUUCCUACACCUCCAUCAACUGGUCCUACAUGGACCGCCACGGCCGGGUGAAGCUGUGCUCCGUGGUGGGCGACGAGCUCCUGGAGGAGAGCGCGGACUACAAGGGGCGGCUGUCGGUGGGCAAGGACCACGCGCUCUCCAUCGGCCGCGUCACCGUGCAGGACGCCAGGACCAUCGUGUGCCAGGUCGGGGCGGGCAGCCACGGCACCGGCGAGAACCGCACCGAGCUCCGCGUCUACAAAAUCCCUGAGGCCCCCGAGAUCACGGCCAGCAGAGGCGGCAUCUCCGUGCUGAGCAGGGACAUCCCGCAGAUUGCCUCGUGCGUGAGCAGGAACAGCAUCUUGCCCCCCAACAUCACCUGGCACAAAAAUGGGGAGCAGCUGCAGGCGGAGGAGAACAAAGUGAAAAUCCAGGAGACGGUGACCCGCGAGUCCAGCUGGCUGUACACGGUGAGCAGCAGCCUCUUCGCCUACGUCACGCGGGAGGACCGCGACUCCCGCUACCACUGCACCGUGCACUACUGGCUCCGGGGGCAGAGGCGCGCCAUGGAGUCGGCGCGCGUCAACGUCACCGUCUUCUACCCCACGCAGCACGUGGCGCUGCAGGUCUUGCCCUCCCCGGCGCUGGUGAAGGAGGGGGACGACGUGAAGCUGGUCUGCGAGGCUGAUGGGAACCCCGCGCCCGUCUUCAGCUUCUACAAGAGAGAGCUGGAGGACAACUGGCAGGACCUGACGUCGCUAGCGGACACCACCAGCGGGGUGCUGAACCUGCAGGAUGUGAAGAAGAGCAGCAGCGGCCUGUACCGGUGCCAGACCCUUGACCUGGAUGACAUGAAGCAGAUGGAGGACGACGUGGAGCUUGUUGUGAACUAUAUUGAAGGGGUCAGUGUCAAGAUGGAGCCAUCCUCGCCCGUCGGGGAAGGGGACAGCGUGAGGCUGAGCUGCAAUGCCGACAGCCCCGUGGCCCUGGACUUCCAGUGGAGGGACGCAAAGGGCAGGAAGGUUGCAGAAGGGAAACAGCUUCUCCUGAGCAACCUCACCUUCGAAACCUCCAGCAACUUCAGCUGCAAGGUGACCGCGCACAGCGUGCCGGGGCUGGAGAAGAGCAAGCAGGUGGCUGUGCCCGUUGAGGGGAAGCCGCGGAUCGUGUCCAUCAGCUCGCCGCUCUACGUGCGGCAGGACGAGGUGGUGAACCUGACCUGCAAGGCCAUCGCUUUCCCCCGGCCCUCCGUGCAGUGGAACAUCAACGGGACGGCUCACGAGUACGUGGAGAAUCAGCACAUUGCCAGCAACCUGACAGUGCGCGUGGACCACAACCUGCUGCGAGCAGGAGCCCUGUGCAGGGUCACCAAUGCGCUGGGCACCAGCGAGAAGCACAUCCAGCUGCUCGAUCGCAAGAUGCCGGAGAGCAAAGGCGUGAUCAUCGUUGCCAUCAUCGUCUGCAUCCUCUUGGUGGCCGUGCUGGGGUCUGUCAUCUACUUCUUGCACAAGAAAGGCAAGAUCCCGUGUGGCCGUGCUGGGAAACAGGACAUCACAAAGCCAGAGGCACGUAAAGACAAGAUUGUAGUUGAAGUUAAGUCAGAUAAAGUUUCCGAAGAGGCGGGGCUCCUGCAGGGCGCCAACGGCGAGAAGAGACCUGCCGCUGACCAGAGCGAGAAAUACAUCGAUCUGAGAAACUAGAGAGGAGAAUCUACUAAGUGCUUUCAUCCUUCAAACCUUUUCUGCUCUUGGAUUGACUCGUCCCAACCCUGCCCCAGCGCCUGGGGCGCACGGCCGGAGACGUUUCCCGCAGCGCAGCGCCGAGCCCACGACGCCUGGAGCGACGCCUCCCCGACCGACUGACUGUGUUACCUCAACCGAGGCCUUGCAGGCUGUCGACUCUGCAGCAACAAACUUGGACUUGCUUACUACUACAGAGAAGUCGUAGGUGAUGUUAGAAAGAAAUAGCCUAUUAAGCUACCUGAUGGGAGGACUUGAGCCUUUAUCAGGAAAUCUGUUCUGUAGGAGGGUGGGAGGGUUUUGAUGCAUUUUAGCCAGCUUUUCUGAGCAAUUUUGGGCUAAGUUUUGCUUUUACUCAGAGCUCCCCUUGGGAAGUCCCGAUCGCCUUAGAUGUAGCAGUGUGCAGGUAAGUGGCGUGUGGUGUGUGAGUUACAGCUGGGUUUGCUUGGCUGCCUGGAGGACACGGGAGCGGGGUUAGUUCUUUGCUUUUUCCUUUGGAUGGUUCCGGGCUGGUGGAUUUAGCCCGGCACGUCCUGGCGGGGCCGUGCAGGGAGGGAGCUCCGUGAAGGGCAGCUGUGAUCCUGCUGGAAGCAAGUAAUGGGCGGGAGGAGGACAGGGCAUCAGAGCCCUUGGGCACAUACCCAGCCCUGUGCUUGGAAGUCUGUGCGUUUUAGUUUGUAACGUAGCCUGGCUUAGUGAGGGCGAGGGGGGCCCUUUCCCGUGCUCUCAGGAGCUGGAUCACUUCUAGGGAGGCUGCAUGGCUGCGGGGAGCAGGGGGCCCUGGAGCCCCCUCCGCCCCCAAACUUGAAACUGCGGACUGUUAGGCCAGGACUAGUCAGUGAUGUCUCAGGUUUCCCUGUGCUGAAGAAUAUCGACCUCCAGUAAACUCGGUGUUUUUGUGCUUCAGCGGCACCUCGGGUCCCCCAGCCGUGCUGGUGGUACAGAAACUUCACGGAGGGGAAGGGGAAGCGGCAGACAGCCUGCCUCUAGCUUACGCUGCCGUGGCUCCGUCCCGCUCCUCGCCCUGCAAACACGGCUUUUCCUCCUAGAGAUGUCAACCCCCACCUCACAGCCCCACGUCCUCUCGGUCACGUACCGCCAGCGCUACCCUACGCGCCCAUCCUCCCCGCCUCCAGCUCUUCUGCGCGGGGCCCGGGGCUAACACUGGGUCCCAGGAGAAACGUCCCGGCCGUGCCCGCCCAGCCGCUUCCACUGCCGCUGAGCUGCGCAGCGGCCACGCAGCAACUUGGUGACGAGGGGUGGGCUAUACGCGUGAGCUAGAAGUGUUCUUGAAGCAAAAGCUUUGGUUUAUAUAUAUUUUUGUUGGUUUGUGUGUAAAUUUCAAGAAGUUUUUGUCUGAUAUUUGCAAGGUUUUUUUUUUAUUUUAUAUAUAUAUAUAUAUAUAUAUGUGAAAAUAAAGUAAAAAGUUCAAAGCCUG